CAUCUGCUUAUCGCAGUUAUCUAUUCCUACAAUAUUGUUGUACCUACAUAAACAAAUACGUCAAUAUUGCGUAUAUAUUAUUAAUACCGUAUCAAUGUAUUAUUAUAAAUCCCCAAAAUGUAGCUAAUUAACUAUUAAUCGUAAAUUAUUAACGGUAGGAAAAUUUCUGGUGGUAUAUUACAUAUUGAUAAAUAAUAUAUAGAUUUUCCUUCGGAUAGCAUUUACGCCACGUUUUCUAGUCGCGUUAUAUAGUUAAAACGAACAACAUCGCGAACAAUAAUCAACAGCUACAAACAGAACUCUAGGCUCACAAUAAGAAGUAGCAGGUGACUAAUUUCAUUCAAUAAACCAGUAAUAAUAUAUUUUACAAAAAAUUCAUAUAAUUUAUAAUUCCGGGAUUUUUUAGAGAUUUAUCCAGUAUGAGCAAUAAAAAAAGAGAAAUCAAUGCUCCUCUAAUAGUUGUCUCCAAUCGACUUCCAUUUGUCUUGGCUAAAAAUGCAGAAGGUCAAUUAAUUCGCAAACAAAGUGCCGGUGGUCUUGUAACAGCAGUCGCUCCAGUGGUUGUUGAAUGUAACGGAACAUGGAUUGGUUGGUCUGGUUUAUUUGAUUUCAAACCUGGUACUUCAAUUCCGGAAUCGGACCCAUCUGAUAAAGCUCCAACUGCUGGACUAAAAUCUAAUCAAAUAAUCCCAGUACACAUCGAAAAAGAUGAAUUUGAAGAGUUUUACAAUGGCUGUUGUAACGGGACUUUUUGGCCACUUUUUCAUUCUAUGCCAGAUCGCGCCAAUUUUGUUUCUAAAGAUUGGAGGACAUACUGUAAAGUAAAUGAAAAGUUUGCUGAAUGUACUCUAAAUGCUCUUAGAAAUGUAAUUAAAGACUUAGACAAUGCGGGAGAUAUUGAUACAGUUCCACUUGUAUGGAUACAUGAUUAUCAAUUGUUAACUACAGCAACCACAAUAAGAAGUGUAUGUGAAGAAGAGAACCUCCGUUGUAAACUAGGAUUCUUUUUACACAUACCGUUUCCAUCGUGGGAUAUAAUGAGACUGUUACCUUGGGACGAUCAAGUUUUACAAGGAAUAUUAGCUUAUGAUUUCGUUGCAUUCCACAUUGAAGAUUAUUGUUUAAAUUUUAUUGACUGUUGCUGUCGAAGACUUGGUUGCCGAAUAGACCGAACUAAUAUGCUAGUAGAACUUGCUGGUCGUACUAUUCAAGUGAAACCUCUACCUAUUGGUAUUCCUUUUGAUCGUUUUGUUCAAUUAGCUGAAAAAGCUCCAACUUUUUUAAAUAUGCCGGAAGAUGUUAAAGUCAUUAUUGGCGUUGAUAGAUUAGAUUAUACGAAAGGUUUAGUACAUAGAAUUUUGGCAUUCGAGAAAUUUUUAGAGAAAUACCCAGAAUUUUUAGAAAAAGUUGUACUGCUACAAAUAUCAGUGCCAUCUAGAAUAGAUGUAAAAGAAUAUAAACAAUUAAAAGAUGAAACUGAAUUACUGAUUGGUCGUAUUAAUGGACGUUUUUCUAAACCUAAUUGGUCUCCAAUUCGGUAUAUUUAUGGUUGUUUAAGUCAAGAACAGUUAGCUGCUCUUUAUAGAGAUUGUGCAGUAGCAUUAGUCACUCCACUUAGAGAUGGUAUGAAUUUAGUAGCAAAAGAAUUUGUAGCUUGUCAAAUACGAACACCGGGUGUUUUAAUUUUAUCACCAUUUGCUGGAGCUGGUGGUACUAUGCACGAAGCUUUACUAGUUAACCCUUAUGAAUUAGAUGAAAUGGCUAUCGUUCUUAAUAGAGCUCUUAAAAUGCCUUUGGAUGAACGAGAGUUACGUAUGACCCAACUCCGGCAUAGAGAACAACUUUUAGAUGUUAACUACUGGAUGACGUCAUUUUUUUCAUCCAUGGGAGCCUUAAAAGAUGAAGAUGAAGAGCCACCAAAAACAUUAAAACUCCAGCUAGAUGAUUUUGACAUGUACUUAAGCAACCACAUUGCCGGGGCGGGAAAGUUAAGUUUGAUACUUGAUUAUGAUGGUACAUUGACACAUCUGACUUCACAUCCAGACUUAGCGAUUAUGUCUGAAGAAACCAAAAAAGUUUUGCAAAGACUCAGUCGUAUGCCUGAUGUCAACAUUGCUAUUAUAUCUGGUCGUACAUUAGAAAACGUCAAAUCAAUGGUAGACAUAGAAAAUAUUACUUAUGCUGGAAGUCAUGGUAUUGAGAUUAAUCAUCCAGAUGGCACAAACUUUGUACAUCCGGUACCUAAACAAUACGAACAAAAGGUUGCGGGUUUACAAAAAGCGUUAAUGGAUGAAGUAUGCAAAGAUGGUGCUUGGGUUGAAAAUAAAGGGGUUAUGUUAACCUAUCACUACCGAGAGGCACCACUUGGUAAACGAGAACAUUUUGAAAAAAGAGCUAUAGAAAUAAUUGAAAGUGCCGGUUUUGAACCUCAUCAGGGUAUGUUAGCUAUUGAAGGUAAGCCACCUAUAACAUGGGAUCAAGGGCGAGCUUCAAUUUACAUACUACGUACAACAUAUGGUGUUGAUUGGUCAGAACGAGUACGUGUUAUAUAUGCUGGAAAUGAAGAUGCUAUGUUAGCCUUACAAGGUAUAGCGUGUACAUUUAGAGUAGAUCCAUCACCAAUGGUUCAAACAGCGGCAGAUUUCCGUCUAUCAGGUCCUGAUGCUGUUUUAACGAUGUUAAAAUGGGUGGAAAAAGAAAUGCAUAAAAGAUUACCAACACUCACUAGGACUGUCAGUAAUAGUAGAAAACAAAAUACAUCCUUAGCAGCUAGUAUUCAUUCACAAAUGAGUAUAGCACAAAAAGAAGAAGAGAAGGAAAAAAUGAUUUUAAUGGCAAGAAGGUCAAAACUUACGUCAUAAUAUUUUAGUAUGGAUACUCAUAAAACAAAACACUACUUUUAAACUUUAGAUUUUUAUACCAUUUGUUUUUUAUUUAAUGAAUAAUACAACAUUUAAAAAAAAUUAUAUAUAUUUUUUAACUGUUUAUGUUUUAUUUAUAUAUAUGUAAAUGUAAUACUAGAUUUUUAUUAUUAUGUUUGUGAAUACAAUUAUUUAUAAUUGAUGAAUAAAUAAUUAUUGAUCACUGAA
Daktulosphaira vitifoliae (grape phylloxera) is the source of this 3089-nucleotide messenger RNA. RefSeq lists its product as uncharacterized. Gene Ontology annotation, cellular component: cytosol; alpha,alpha-trehalose-phosphate synthase complex (UDP-forming). The transcript is spliced from 7 exons. Lineage: Eukaryota; Metazoa; Arthropoda; Insecta; Hemiptera; Phylloxeridae. The record is from RefSeq and is a predicted model, not a curated record. Gene Ontology annotation, molecular function: catalytic activity. Gene Ontology annotation, biological process: trehalose biosynthetic process. The coding region runs from base 420 to 2861 and encodes 813 amino acids.